CCGUUACGUCUUCUUUAAGUUGUAUGUUAAAAUGUCUCCACCAUUAAUAGCAGCCACAACACACACAGAGGCACAGAGAGGGGGAGAGAGAAAAACGAAGACAAUUUUCGUGCUGUUGUUUGAUUACUUGGAAAGACGGUAGAGAAUCCGCAAGUCAGAUUCAUUCUGUGUUUUCAGUCUUAAGCCCAAAACUUUUGCUCACUAUUCCCAUGCAUCAGAUCCAUUGACCGUUUUCUCUCUGUUUUCUCUCUCUCUAAUGUAGAGAGAGAAAGAAAAGAAAAAAGGGAUAGACUUAGACCCAGUUGCCAUUUCCGACCCACCAUGCCAUUGAAGUCCAUCAACACCUUCACCGUCGUCUUUAUGUUCAGCUUCGCUUUCUUGAUCCUCUUCUUUUCUGGCUUUCUCGAAUUCCCUUCUGCACCCCCCUCAUUCAGACCCACCACCGCAGCCGCCAUUAACGAUCUCACUCUUUCUGUUGGCAAAUCGCCGCCUGACCCGUUUAUUGAUUUGGUCGGUGCCUUUAAGAAAUGGGAUUCCCAAGUGGGCUGUGCUUGGUUUAGAGAGAAACACAGGGGGUUGAUCCAGAACCAGAACAACCACCGGUCAAACGGGUCUUCUUCUUUGCAAGAAGAUGGUGGUGAUUGUGGUGGUGUUGGGGAGUUGAAGCUCAAUCAUGUUAGUGUUUUGGUGAAAGGUUGGACUUGGAUUCCUGAUAAUUUGGAUAAUUUGUAUUCGUGUCCUUGUGGGUUGAGCUGUUUGUGGACUAAAUCUCCUGUUCUUGCUGACAAGCCUGAGGCCCUGUUAUUUGAGACCACUACACCUCCACUUCAGAGACGCGAUGGAGAUCCACUUCGUGUAUACAUGGAUCUUGAGGCUGGCAGGAAGCGAUCCGGUCUUGAGGAUAUUUUCAUUAGUUAUCAUGCCAAAGAUGAUGUACAAGUUACCUAUGCUGGUGGACUGUUUCAUAAUGGUCGAAAUUAUCAUGUUUCUUCCUAUAAGAACAAUGAUACGCUCGUUUAUUGGUCAUCGUCACGUUGUCUUCCUCAAAGAAAUCAGCUUGCCAAGAAGCUUCUGAGCUUGCUGCCUCAUCAUUCAUUUGGUAGGUGCUUAAACAAUGUUGGCGCCCGAGACAUGGCCAUUUCUUUCUAUCCCAAGUGUGCCAACGAUGCCAAUAUGAUCCCAAAAUGGUGGGAUCAUUUACAUUGUGCCAUGUCUUACUAUAAGUUUGUCCUCGCGAUUGAGAACACAAUGACAGAAAGUUAUGUUACGGAGAAACUAUUUUAUGCAUUAGACUCCGGUGCAGUUCCUAUAUACUUUGGUGCACCUAACGUCUGGGACUUUAUCCCUCCACAUUCGAUCAUUGAUGGGACAAAAUUCAGCUCCGUGGAGGAAUUGGCUUCCUAUGUCAAAGCCCUAGCUAAUGAUCCAGUCGCCUAUGCAGAGUACCAUGCAUGGAGAAGAUGUGGUGUAUUAGGAAACUAUGGAAAGACCCGUUCAGCAAGCCUUGAUACAUUGCCAUGCAGAUUGUGUAAGGAGGUCAGCAGAAGAGGUGGGAGAAAUGCAAGAGCUUAGUAAUAUAUAAGUUUGUUACAUUUAAUUUUGAUUCUUUCUCAUUUUAGUGUUUCCAGGAUUAGCAUUUUAUAUCCUAUAUCUAAAGGUGUACACAGGAAAGAGCAACUUACUGUAUAAAGAAACUAAUGAACUCUGGGUGGAUUAUACAGUUGAGAAUUGUCAGAUUUUUCACUCUGAUCAAACGAAAAUCCAUAUCUCAAGUCUCCUUUAGAGUUUCACUUUU
This is a messenger RNA of Ziziphus jujuba (common jujube), 1795 nucleotides long. Its product is annotated as alpha-(1,4)-fucosyltransferase. Gene Ontology annotation, molecular function: alpha-(1->3)-fucosyltransferase activity. The coding region runs from base 322 to 1572 and encodes 416 amino acids. The transcript is spliced from 3 exons. The record is from RefSeq and is a predicted model, not a curated record. Gene Ontology annotation, cellular component: membrane. Lineage: Eukaryota; Viridiplantae; Streptophyta; Magnoliopsida; Rosales; Rhamnaceae.